UUCUAUUUCCAUAAAGCCCUUCUUGUGGCACUUCCCUACAGCAUCUUCUCCUUCUCUCCUGUCUCUGAAUAACCCACAAAAAAUGGGAAGGCCUCCAUGUUGUGACAAAUCAAAUGUCAAGAAAGGUCUCUGGACUGCAGAAGAAGACGCUAAGAUCCUCGCUUAUGUUGCAAUCCAUGGUGUAGGAAACUGGAGUUUGAUCCCCAAGAAAGCAGGUCUGAAUCGAUGUGGAAAGAGCUGUAGAUUGAGAUGGACUAAUUACUUAAGACCUGACCUUAAACAUGACAGCUUCUCUCCCCAAGAAGAAGAGCUUAUCAUUCAGUGUCACAGAAUCAUUGGCAGCAGGUGGUCUUCGAUUGCGCGAAAGCUUCCAGGAAGAACAGACAACGAUGUGAAAAACCAUUGGAACACGAAGCUGAAGAAGAGGCUGGUGAAAAUGGGGAUAGAUCCUGUGACUCAUAAACCUGUUUCUCAGGUCCUUACCGAGUUCAGAAACAUUAGUGGCCAUGGAAACUCAUCCGAACCUUUUUUUGUCAGAAACUUCAAAACAGAACCAUCUAACAACUCUAUACUCACACAAUCCAACUCAGCUUGGGAAAUGAUGAGGAACGCAACAAGCCAUGAGAGCUAUCACAACUCUCCAAUGAUCUUUACUCAUCCCACUUCAUCUGAAUUCCAUUUCUCUAACCAUUCAAACUUUCCACUCAAUGGAGCCACAUCUUCAUGUUCUUCCUCGUCGUCUUCUGCUAGUAUCACGCAGCCAAACCAAGGGGCUCAAGCAUUCUGCUGGAGUGAUUACCUUCUCUCGGAUCCGGUUUUACCACUGAGUUCUCAGACACAAGUAGUGGGAUCCGCAGCUACUAGCAACCUCACUUUAAACCAGAACGAAAACUUCAACAGCCAUUCCGCGAGCUCAUUUGUGGAUGAAAUAUUGGAUAAGGACCAAGAAAUGCUGUCACAGUUUCCUCAACUCUUGAAUGAUUUCGAUUAUUAGAACCUUCCUUUUGUUAUUCUUGUUGUUGUUGCUUCUCUUGUAGCUUAAAUUCGACGUUUUAUGAUGU
Brassica oleracea var. oleracea is the source of this 1061-nucleotide messenger RNA. RefSeq names its product transcription factor MYB35. Bases 83 to 994 code for a protein of 303 amino acids. The transcript has 3 exons. Lineage: Eukaryota; Viridiplantae; Streptophyta; Magnoliopsida; Brassicales; Brassicaceae. The record is from RefSeq and is a predicted model, not a curated record.